Molecule: messenger RNA, 630 nt
Organism: Lachancea lanzarotensis
Lineage: Eukaryota; Fungi; Ascomycota; Saccharomycetes; Saccharomycetales; Saccharomycetaceae
Gene: SCM3
Product: LALA0S05e08020g1_1
Exons: 1
Coding region: 1-630 (209 amino acids)
Cellular component (GO): nucleus
Molecular function (GO): histone binding
Source: RefSeq, a predicted model, not a curated record
AUGAGCGGGGUCAAAAAGAAGAAGGCCAGACAGAAAACGCUGCAGAAUCUCAAAGGUGCAUUACAAGGGCUUUUACAGAGUCCCAAAAACCGAUCAAAAGUCGUUUCUGAUCCACCUUCUCAACGACAAUCAGUUGCAUCACGCGAACAGACUGCUCCCGUCUUUCACGAAGAACAGCGUAACGAUGCGCGGGAUUCUGUGCCCUCGAACGAAAUCGUGUACGUGAUGUCCAAAGAGGCCCAAUUGAUACCGAAACUAACAGACGAACAAGUUCUGGAACGACACAAGCGAGCAGACGAAAACAUGAAGCGCGCCUGGUUGCACUUGAUCGAGAAAUACGAGUCUAUUGAAGACCAAGGCGAUGUUGUGGAUCUCACGACUGGCGAGAUCAUAGAAGAUAACGGACAUGUCAGAGGACUCAGUGCUCAGCAUGGCUCUACUGCAAGUAAUGGUACCGAUUCCAACUAUGUAAGCGUACUGAGUGACCUCAUCGAGAUCGACAAUACUGCUACGAACAUAUGGAAUGAGAACGAGAACGAGCACGAGGACGAGAAUGACGACAUAUACAACAAUUACAAUGGCGAAAGUGAAUGCGAUAGUGACACAAGUCCAAUUCCUGAACCAGAUUGA